This is a messenger RNA of Uloborus diversus, 941 nucleotides long. RefSeq names its product max-like protein X (gene bigmax). Gene Ontology annotation, molecular function: RNA polymerase II cis-regulatory region sequence-specific DNA binding; DNA-binding transcription factor activity, RNA polymerase II-specific; protein dimerization activity. Gene Ontology annotation, biological process: regulation of transcription by RNA polymerase II. NCBI's taxonomy places the organism in Eukaryota, Metazoa, Arthropoda, Arachnida, Araneae, Uloboridae. The transcript has 8 exons. Bases 103 to 831 code for a protein of 242 amino acids. Gene Ontology annotation, cellular component: nucleus. The record is from RefSeq and is a predicted model, not a curated record.
GCGACGUAUAAACAUAUGGUUAUUAGCGUUGUUAAAUGGAUCAACCAUUGUUUUCACCAUAAAAUUUAAAAACAUCUGGGUUCAUAAUAAAAUGUGUUUUUGAUGUAUGGCAACAUGGCAGAACUUAAAUACUCUGACACAAGAUUUGAUUCUGCAUCGGAAAAUGAUAAAAUCAGUCUUUCUAGUCCACCUGCACCUAAUCUUGGCUUUUCAUUUUCUCGAACAUCUUCUACAGGCUCAAUAGAUCUUUUAACAUCAUCUUCUGCUCAAAACACAGACGAUGAGGAUAGUGAAGAGAAAUCAACUUUGAGCUACAAAGAGCGCAGACGUGAAGCUCAUACACAAGCUGAGCAAAAAAGGAGAGAUGCUAUUAAGAGAGGAUAUGAAGACUUGCAAACUCUUGUUCCCACCUGUCAACAACAAGAUAGUAUCAGUAGUUAUAAACUCAGUAAAGCUACCAUUCUGUCUAGGUCAAUCGAUUACAUACAGUUUUUAAUACAACAAAAGAAAAAGCAAGAAGAUGAGUUAAAUGCACUUCGAAAAGAAGUUGUUGCUUUAAAUAUUAUGAAACAAAAUUAUGAAAGAAUUGUGAAAGUUCACCAGAGCCAACCUGGACAAAACAAUAGUAAAGUCAGUGAUGAAAUGAAAUUUCAAGUGUUUCAGGCAAUAUGUGAUUCUUUGUUCCAGUCAUUCAAUUCAUCAGUUUCUGUUGCCAAUUUUGGGGAGCUCUCAGCAUGUGUUUUUAGUUGGUUAGAGGAAUAUUGCAAGCCUCAAACUCUUCAAGAAAUGAUUAUUUCACUUUUGUGCCAGUUGAACAAUCAGAUUGCUUGAUCAAUGCAGUAUUUCGUAUUGAUAUAAUGUAUUAUAUCAUUGUUUAGUUCUCAUGUGCAUUUUAAUUAGCUCAUUUAUCAGGGUUCGCCAAUAUAUAUCAGUCGAUAUAU